AUGUUGAUGCCAACGGCUGACCGACGAAAGAUUUACGAGAAAUUGUUCGAGGAUGGUGUUGCCAUCGCCAAGAAGGAUUUCCAGCUCAAAUCGCACCCAGAAAUCGAAGGAGUCAGAAACUUGUACGUGAUCAAGGCCUGCAGAGUAAGUUUUUGUUAUAUUGUUUGUUGUUUAGGUGGUUGGCAAGGAUGUGUGCAAAAUUUAAAAUUUUUUGAUAAAAAAAUAUGCUAUUUACCUUUUUUUGGAAGUAUUGCUGGGUUUUUUGAAGAGUUUGGCGUUUUUACUUACUGUAAAGCAAAAUCAAGUGUUGGUAUUAAGUGUGAGUGUACUAAGGAUCUAUAGAGUUAUAAAUUAGUAGUUUAAGUUGAUUUUGGUGAUUAUUACCAAGCUUUUUUGUACAACAAGUCUCAAAAAGGUAUGACAAUCACCGGAUAUUAUUGUCGGCAUUGAAGCGAUACCUAAAGCUUUUUUAUAUGUGUUGGGUCGUCUUUAAUGUUGUACAUUCAAACUAGAUUUAUAUACUUUAUAUUUUAUUAGGGUUAGCGUGAUAUUGAUGUAUAUAAUCUGCUUUGUUUUGUUUUAAAAGCUUUUAAGAAUAAGUAAUUUCUUGUUACCUCUUACUAACUUUUUGUCUAAUUGAAUUUAUUUCAGUCUUUGGCUUCUCGAGGAUACGCCAAGGAACAGUUCGCCUGGAAGCACUACUACUGGUACUUGACCGACGAAGGAAUCGAAUACCUCCGUGACUACCUCGGUUUGGCCGCUGACGUUAUCCCACUCACCCACAAGACCCCCAAGACUGGAGAAAUCCGUCAAGCUUUCGCCGAAAAGGCUGGCCGUGGUAAGUUAUUUUGAAUUUCGAUAUUGAACUAGGUACAAAUGGGGAAAAGUUUAGUUUUUUGAUGUUAUAUUAGUAUAGGCUAGUAUUGUUUGAGUACACAGUGAGUCUAUGGACAUUCUUGUAUUAAAAAAUUGAAUUUUUGCAAGAAAUAGCAUUGUAUAUCCUGCCGAUGAGCUAUAAGUGCUUUAAUUGGCGUGGAAAGCUCUGCAAAAACGUCAUUUUUGAAUUAGUUGCUAUUCUUUAUGGAUAAUAUAAAUUGUGUAAUUGAUUCAAAAUACAUUUAUGUACUUAAAAAUUAGUAUUACAGUACUAUAGCUUUAAAAUUAUUUUUACUGUUUUAAAAUGAGGAGUUAUGCGGAUUUUAGGGGUGGCUCUUAAAAUUUUUUUGAAAAAAGAGGUACAUUUUGAGUUAUAAUGAGAAUAGGCGUCGUAUAUCCUGCCGGUGAGCAAUAGUUGUGCUUUGAUUGGCGUGGAAAGCGGCGCAAAAUCAAAAUUUUUAAAUUAGUUGCUAUGUUUUACAUUUGAUGUAGCUCAUGUAAUUGAUUUGAAAGACAUUUAUACAUGUUCCGGAAAUUUAAUAACAAUAUUUAUUAGUCUGUUUCCACUUUGAAGCAAAUCAAACUUUACAAUCAUUUCAGGUGGAUUCCGUGGAGACUCUGACCGUGCCCAAUACCGUGAUAACAAAGUCACCGACGCCGGACCAGGCUCGCAACCCGUCAACUACCGUGGAGGAUUCGGCCGAGGUGGUGCUCCUCAAUAA
This is a messenger RNA of Bursaphelenchus okinawaensis, 1598 nucleotides long. The record is from the annotation of a GenBank genome assembly. Lineage: Eukaryota; Metazoa; Nematoda; Chromadorea; Rhabditida; Aphelenchoididae.